AUACUGCAUGAGAUGCGAUCGAGCUGGAGCGGGUUUUACGAAAAUGUUCUGUCUCUGUUUUAAUGAUAUUGAAUCUUGACUUGAUCUAGUGAACUUAGGAUUUAGCAGUGACUGAAUUGGCCUACGUUUACCAAAUGGAGAAAAGCAGGUUAAAUGUUCGACCCUGGUGAUGAAUCUCUUAAGGGUUCCAUGAUCAUGAUGUAUCUGUCUACUGGGGAUGAUGACAAGUCUGGCAGGAGGCAAUCUAAUGUUCCACACUUCAAUGUCUUGGAAGACACUCACAGGAACAACACUGUGUUUUGUGGAAACGGCCCCAAGCAGACAAAUGCCUCGUCAUAUUCUGGUAUAGGGACUUUGUCACAAAGCCAGUGGGAUACUUUUGGAGGCAGUACGAGAUCUCCCGGGAGAAGCAGAGCCGGGGAGAUUGGCAGAAGUACAUGUAGUGAUAAUUCCCACUUACAGGGACUAUCGGAUGGAAAGGAUGUAUUGGGUGCCGCGUUUGAGGAACCAAACAGGAGGUUCCCUGAGGAUCCUUGGUUUGGCCGUCUUCAAAAAAGAACACACCCCUCUUCUAAAACCAAUCAUACACAUGGUCCAAUCCAUGUCAAUGAAGAGAGUGGGCAUUCCACAGAAGGAUCAUUCCAUUUAUCAGAUCUAGAGGGGGAAUCUGUAUUGGAGGGAUCCGAUGACAUGGAAUAUUCUUCGGGCUCUGACUGUUCAUCUCCAGUACAAAGGCCAAAGAAACUUCCCAUCUCCAGUACUCAUUUUAUUGAUUCCAGUCAUGACAUCUCCCCAAGAGCUAGGAGAACAACUAACAUUGGUCAAAGGAUCUCUUCUUCUAAAUAUGAUGGGUUGUCAUGGCAACAGUAUAAAUCUGUUGUUGCUAGGAGGGAAGAUGACCGCAGUCACAUUGGGAGGAUAGAUGCUGAAGGGAAGGACAAGGGAAGAAUUGUCUCUUCAGAAAAUUUGUCGAGAACAUCGUCAGAGUUUCACAGUAAUGGAAUUGUAGAAUCUUAUGGUCAUCAGGGAAGAUUACCAUCGGAUGGGUUGUUAGGAAGAUAUCCGUCAUCACCAAUCUCAUCAGCAUUUGAUACAGUCAAAGGCCAACCUGAUCUUUGCAGUAGUGACAUAGAGCGUAGCCAGGAUGCAAGAAUGUCCACACUUGUAGGUAGCCAUCGUGACUCAAAACCCUUUGAGCACUAUACGUUUGAUCUGGGAGAAAUGCACGAUGGAAGGUUCCGAAGGCCACACCUAGAUGAACCAAGCUUGCGUCUACCUUCAAGAUUUCAUAGCCAGAAUGAUGAAAGUGAUGAUAACUUACAUGUACUUGGAGAUCAUGGUCAAUCCGUGCCUCCAGGAUCCACAACCAUUCAAACAGCAUCAGCAUACAGUAUUUCCGAAUUCCAAAAAUCAGAAUAUGUCCAGUUUUUAAAGAGAACAAACAUCCAAAGAACUCAAGAUCAAAGGCAUGUUGACAACAGUAUUAAUUACACAACAAAUGAUGAUUCAGAUGUAGAUUUAAUUAAAGACACUGUACAAGAUGCUGAAAGCCAAACCCAUGAGCAGCUACUAGUACAAUCUAUGUUCCCUGAAGUACUAGAACAUAGAAAAAAUGGUGCAAAUUUGACAAAGCAAAGUCUUCCACAUUCAAGCCAUGUACCAUUUGAUAAGAUUGUCUCUGAAAACAGCUCAUCCCUUGGCCAAAAGCGGCCUCGUAGAAGAAAGCUGGAGACAGAGUUUUCAAAUGCACAAAGAAGCCAAAGUGAAGUGAUUAGAACACAACAAUUUGCUGAAAGUAAUUCAAAGCCCUCAAGAUCGGGUAGGAGAAACAUGAAUGUCCAGCCAGAUUUUCUAGGAAAUGCUUCAAUAGUGGAUCCUGCACUGUCUUCUGUACUUUCAUCUAACACUAUUAGUAGAUCUGUCCAGGGUGACCAAAGGAAUCCUAUGCAGCAUCUAGAACCUGACUCUUCGUUGAUUCAUCAGGAAGAGAAUCUCCAUAGUCACAUUUAUCAACAGAAGAAAGGAAUUGAGGACUUGACUGGAGGAGUUCAAGGAUCAUCUGGGUCUGUUUCUCCAUCACCUGCACAUGUUGUUCAUCCCCAAGGGAGUGCAUCAAAUGCAAUAAAGUCUUCCAGACUGACAGCCUCAUUGUACCCUGAUGGAAUAGACCAAGUGCAGGAUCUGCUGAUGUCCUCAACAGCGCAUUCAACUUCUGAGGGACCAACAAAUGCCAAAGCAGCUGUAUCACCUUUGAGGAAUCACUUGUUAAGUGGUGCAAGAACAACCAGUGUGUAUUCAUUGACUACCUCAAAAGGUUUAUCAUCGCAAUAUUCACCAGCAUUGUCUUCAUAUUCUGUGCCACCUUCUGGAAUUCUUGAUAAACUGCCAUUGCAGACAUCUACUCUGGAAGAUCACCUUUCUCAGCAUUAUACAAACAUGGAGUUCUCAACAAGUCAUCUGUCAGACAGGUAUGAGAAUGCAUCCAAUUUGUUGAACUGCAGCUCAACUUCAUCAACACAUUCCAAUUACUCAAAACUCGAUUACCAAUCUAAAAUAAAGACUGGUGCAGAUGAUGUGAAAUCCUCAAGAAGAGGGGAUGGUAAACAACGUUCUGGAUCACAAAGUUCACCUCGUGAGCAUGAAGAUGUUCAAGACUUUCUUUUAGAAGAGGAAGGUCUUCUGUUCUCCUUGCAAGAGAGAAGGAAGGAGCUUCAAAGGGCCAUGAAUUAUCAUUUUGAGGAGACUGAGGAGGAGGAAACACAUGAAGUGCAUGCUUCACCAAACCAUGAUGAUAAAUUGCUCAGAUGCACUGCUGACACCAUGCCAAAGAAUCGAGGAUAUCAUUUAGAAAUGAGUGUGCCCACCAGCGGCAGCCCUCGUCAAGUCACCUCUAUCUUGUGGGUAUUCAAACUGUUAGACAUACUCCACAACCAUCCUACAGAAAAACAUGAGGUCCUUGUUUCACAGGCAUACUGGUUUAGGAGAUGGUUGAGAAAAGUGAGAUUAUUGAAAAUGAAACGCCAAGAGGAGAGGAAUAAUUGGAGGAUAGCCGUCACCUUACAUAAUACGACCAUCAAGCAGAAAUACCUCAGUCAUUGGAUGUCUGCUGUGCAAUCAAGAAGCAAAUCAGCUAGACUCUUAUACCAGCAACAUCUUCUGCAUAAAGGACUCGAUGCAUUCAAAUUUGCUGUAAUGAGCAGCAAAAUCCAGGCUGAACAACUGGAGAUCAGGCUAAAAGUCAUGACCCUUGCCAAGUAUUUCAAGAAGUGGUGCGCCCUCACACAGCUGCGGAAAGAGAAGGAAGCCAUCUUAGAGCAAAUAGCCGAUCAGCAUGUCACUGUCAAAGCAUUCAGUGUCUGGAAAGAAGGCUAUCAUGCGCAGCAGAGAGUGGCCAUUGCAGAUCUUCAUUACAAAGUGGGGCUCUUGUCAAGAUCCCUUGAACACUGGAAAUCCUAUGUUGCCCAUCAGAGAAUGAAGUAUUACCAGAAUGAACUAGCCAGGGUUCAUCAUGAGGACAGACUGGUCAAGAGAACAUGGGUAACCAUGGCAACCAUCUGUAACGAAAGGCAGAAGGCCAGAAGACAAUAUAGGUGGACCAUACUAAGCAGAUCUUGGAAGGCUUGGAGACAUGGUAUACAGAUCGUGAAGAUGGAGAAUCUCCAUGACAAUGCCAAGGCUUUGGUCUUCAGGGACAAGGCGAUCCUUGAGAGAUUCUUUGCUGACUGGGCAGAGAGGGCCAAGGUUUCACUGGUGGUUCACAGGAGAGAGAAAUCGCGUCUCAGUCAAGCCUUUGAGCUCUGGAAACUGAAGAAUCAAAGAAGAAAGCUCCUCUACAGGAUCCUAGACUCCAAGACUAACCAAACUCUGAUGAAGAGGGCGCUGUUUGCAUGGAGAAAGCACACUCGGCAGUUUAUAGCAGCACGACAAGAUGGUGUCAGGUUACUUGAGAGGGUACAGAUGAGGGUGGUGAUGUCUGUAUGGCGAUCUUGGACAUGCUCCCAAGUAUUUCUCAGGCUAUCUCUACAAAAGCACCAGGCUGUCCAAGAUGUCAAAGCAACGAGCAUCUUCUUCCAACGAUGGAAACUCCGCUGGCUCAGGGCGAGGGGGCUUCGCCGUGGCCUCGAGAGAUGGUCUAAACAUUGCCUAGAGAGGGCAGCAAAGCGCUGGAUACAGCAGGUGAUCGAACGCAGGCAGAGGAAUCAGGCCGAAGAGUUUGCAAGACAGUUGGACAACGCAUGCCUCAGAAGGUCAUUCUCGAAGUGGGUCGAAGCCAAAGGACAAGCUGACUGUGACAGGCAGAGGGCAGCAGACAUGCAGCAUUUUUUGAUCCGCAGUCGUCUUCACAGGAUAUUUCUUGCCUGGAAGCUGGAGAUGAUGGUGACGAGAGCAGUCGGACCGCUUACUGAAAGGAGGAAGAAACGCUGUCUAGCCAAAGCUUUUGACAACUGGAGAGAUGUUAUCAAGAGGAAGAAAUUGGGGCAGAGGUUUGCUGGAAGUUGCAAGGACACUGUCAUAGCAACGACAUUUAGAUACUGGAGAAGCCUGACAGCAUCUCGUCUCCAAGCCAAGCAGGAGCAGGCCUGCUUGGAAGCCAGUCUCGUUCUGGGAUGCUUUCGGGCGUGGCAGACGCUCCACCAGAGGGAGACAAGCAGGAGAACGGUUGCCAAGCACCAUGAGAUGGGACUCCUUCAGGAGGCUUUCACAUCCUGGAAAGCACAGGCGGAAGAGGCCGAGCUGGAGAGAGAGAUUGAAAUGGGAAAUGAGCAAAGAAGGCUUCUCCUUCAGAAGUUGUUCUUUAAAGCAUGGAGGAGAGCCAGCGGUGAGGAGGCUGAGCUGGAGAAAGAGAGAUGCACAGUGAUUCAAGGACGGAUUGCAUCAUCUACCAUCCUUGAGAUGUGGAGGAGAUGGAGACGAUCCUUGGAGCUUGAACUCAAAGCGAGGUCACUUGCUAAGAAUCAUCAACAUCGCAUGCUGAAGGAAGCGUUUCAUUCAUGGCAUCGGUACACACAGCAAAGUAUGUAUGCAGCUGUAGAGAGAUUUCACUCCAGGUUGAAUGAAUCAUGCAGCUCUCUCGAGAGUCCAGACUUUCCAGAACAAUCACCUUCCUGCUCAUUAUUGUCAUCAUCGUCAUCAUCAGCAGAGUCGAUAUUGCAGCUUCAGGCUCAUGGGACACCAUCUUCAUAUGCAUCAUCUCCAUCACCUUUGAGAGAAGUGUCUGUUCAUCUCCUGGAAGAGACCUCUACAGAGUUCUUCCAUUCCACGAUGAGCAAGACGGUUCUUGGUCCAACUGAGUGGUCCAUGAUGAACAAGAGGGUCCCUGGGCCAUCUGAGUGGUGUAGGCCUUCUGAUGAUAUCGAUGCAAGAGGUAUGCUUCCACCCGGAAAAGAUUCCUUCAUGGGCGCCUCACUGGAACACACCAGCGGAACUCCGUCCCCUCUCCAGAAUCUACGCCCAGGCAUCCUCAGCAGUGAUGAGGAGAACAGAGAUUUUCCUUCACAAAUAUACUCUGAGGUCAACGGUCAGGGAGAUUUUGGUGACGGGUCAGACAUCAGUGGAUAUCAAGAUGUGGAGUCAUCCGGUAGUAGCGUAGACUCUCAUCGCAGCUGCAAAGGCAUCUCCUCUGUCACUGACAGUGGUUACCAUGCCAGUGGGGUCACGGUAAUCUCAAAUGGCGAAUGGCAGAUCGCUGCCACCAGUGACAGCCCUCCCAUGAAGAGCUCCAAAGACUGUGCCCUCGUAAGUGAUGUGUUACAGCUAUCUCCACACAAGAACAAUAACAACAGUGCAUCCCAGAACAGAGAUGAGUGGUUUGGAUUCCCCAUGCCAAAGUCUUCAACAUUGGACCAUCUAGGAAACACAGGGGAUGACUCCAUUUUCCUUGAGGAACAUAGAGCGUCUCCAGGAUGUUCCAGGGAAACCAUCCAUGAUGUGUCAACAGUACGGAAUGGCUUAAGUCCACUCAGUCAUCAGGAUGGCUCAGCUUCGUCCAGAUUUGAAGGCAUUCAGAGACAACCUGGCGAUGCUAUCGAGAGACUUUCAAAUGGCAUUCUUUACACUGGUAGGAAUAUAAUGGGUACCAAUGGAGGAUCGGUGAAUGUUGCAGCUGAAGUUAAUCUCAAGGUGGAAGAUGAUGUCAUUGAUGAUGGGCAAAACUGGGAGGAUGUAGAUGAAGACAUCAGAAGUAGUGUUCAUGGAUCUGAGAGCUUGUUGCUUACUCCAGGAAAGUCAACAUCUUAUAUCACAAGUCAUCAUACACUGAAAGCCAUCAACAAUAAAAAGGUCUAUCUGACGUCUAUCAUCCUUCGUCUUCGGCUAUGGCCUGCCAGUGCUGCUUUCUACCAGUGGCUGGAGUACACCCGUAUGAAGAGGAUUCAUAGACAGUAUAGAUCCCUGGUCGAAGGCAGGAUGAACGAUGCUGACCUGAGAGCUGCAUUCCAACUAUGGAGACAACAUAGCAGUGAUCGCCAGCUUGCUUGCAACUUCCAGAACAAGAGGUUACUGGAGAAGUACUUCAGAACCUGGUCAUAUAUGAAGGAGAGAGAGUCAGAGGAAGAGAGACAGACUUCCAGAGCUGAGCAGCAUGCAUCACGUUCACUGCUCAAAUCAAGUUGGAGGACAUGGAAAGAACAUUUCCUGCAGAGCUCAUAUCCUAUUGGCCCAAGGCCUACCUGGAGUGCCCAUUUCAGCCAAUCACAGCUCAUGUCUCACAACUGUACCGCCUUUCAAACCCAGAUCCACAAAAAUAAUGUGAAAGAAUGUUUGAUGUUCUGGAGAUUGAGAUGGAGGCAGCUACAAGAGGUUGAUUCCUACAGGUCAAAGGUCAUACUCAAGAGGUGCGUGAUUGCUUGGCUGAGCUGGAGUAAAGACAGAAAAUGGAGAGAGGAAGCUGCCAAGAACUUCCUAGAAGCAAGACUAAAGAAAAUGGCUUUCAAACACUGGAAGUCACAGCUUGCCAAACAAGACCUGAUCCAUACGCACUACCAAGGGGCAGCCCACAACCAUCUCUGCCUCAUCAUCAGGGCGUGGCAUGGGUGGGCGGAGACAUCGAAAGGACUCCGCCUCGCACAUCAGGUUGUGGUGCAACGGCGGGAUGCGGCAAUCUUGAAAUGGGCUUGGUUGUCAUGGAAACAGGAGGUGGGGAAAUGGAGACGAGGGCAAGCGUUCCAUGAUAGGAAGAUGCUUCUGAGGACUUUCCAUGGAUGGAGGUCAGUAGCCCUUCAUGCAAAGCAACACAGAGUGAUCAUGCAGUCCAUCCUGUCUCGGAAGAAUCACAAGGUACUGUCCUCUUGCUUCAGACGCUGGCAGAUGGAGUACAAUGCCAGCAAGUUUGCUCAAAUGCAGGAGUGCAGACAGGCAAGGAGAAUGCUGGCAGAGGUACUUGCUACGUGGAAGACAUUUACAGUGGGAAGGCGGCGUGAAAGACAAAAACUUCUGCAUGAGGCUUUUUUGAUAUGGCGAAAUGGACUCUUAGAAGCAAAAAGGAGAAAGCAGGUAGCCCUGUCUGCUGCCACCCACUGGCGACAUUUGGUGAGGAGGUCAAGAGAGUUGAUGGAGAUUAUGAACCUGUUUCAAAGGUCAUUGGAGGAGAGAAAACUCAAACAAACCUUUGUACUAUGGCAGAGGUCACAGGUCAGCUGUCAGCUUGCCAAUCGUUACUAUAGCAACAGACUUCUCAAAAGGCAAGGAUAA
Messenger RNA from Lytechinus variegatus (green sea urchin), 7689 nucleotides. RefSeq lists its product as uncharacterized. The coding region runs from base 154 to 7689 and encodes 2511 amino acids. The transcript has 25 exons. Gene Ontology annotation, molecular function: phosphatase binding. The record is from RefSeq and is a predicted model, not a curated record. Lineage: Eukaryota; Metazoa; Echinodermata; Echinoidea; Temnopleuroida; Toxopneustidae.